CAUGCGCACUAAGGCGGUUUGUCGGCACUAUAAGGGCAUGUCUGUAAAAAACAGCGUCUCUCUGUGGGCAAAUAACAUGAAAAAAGCAACGGGAAUACUUGCAUAUGAUCCACAUUCAUUUGAGAUUGAUACACGAUAAGAUGAUUAUCUUCAAGGAGACACAAUACUAAUAACAAAGUAAGGCCAUUAUUAGGGUGGCGUUAAAGCGACAAAAAAAACGAUGUUUAGCAGACGUGGCUAACGUUAGCUUGCAGAGCAGCAAAUUAAAUGCUACCUGAGAGCCUGUCUCUUAAGUCUUCAUUGGGAAUUUCUCUCACCUGGUCUUCAAAGCAAUGGCGUCUUCUCCACGACUGCAUGCAUCCUCCAGCUGUCCAGCUGGCCGAGGGAUCCAUAAACUGCUAGCUGUGUGUGGAACCACAACCCACAUGAAAAACGACCUGCUCCUCCUCAAGCCUGAAGGACCUCAAGUCAACAAACAUCUGGUCUUCUUCCACGGAGACAUUCAGAACUUUCAAGAUGAGAUGGUCCUGCAGCCAGAGGGGGUCGAGUGGCUGUCCUGGAGUCUGGAGCAGGUGGCGAUGAUGCUGGGUGCUCGUUUCCCUCAAGACCACAUUUGGGUGGUACGAGCGUCACGCAUGUACUUACACAAGUUCAGCUCCUACCACAACUUUGUGGAGAGUAACUUGUUUGGAGCACCACAACACGCACCGUACUCACACAACGCUGGAGCUCUUCACCACCUCAGGGCGCUGCUGAGCCACGCUAUGGCACGAGCCGGCCUGCCGAAUGGCUUCCAUCCACAAAAAGACACUGCAAGCAUCCCAGCAAGGUUUUCUUUGACCGUAGUAGGUUUCAGUAAAGGAUGCGUGGUCCUAAACCAGAUGCUGUGUGAGUUGGGCGGCGCACGGGCAGACCGGCAGAUGUGGGACUUUGUCCAAAGCAUCUCGGACAUGUUCUGGCUGGACGGUGGACACCCAGGAGGAAGUGAAACCUGGGUGACGGACAAGCAGGUGCUACGCCAGCUGGCCAACAGCAGAAUUGGCAUCCACGUACAUGUUACCCCGUACGAGGUGCGUGACCCCAUGCGGGCUUGGGUCGGUCGUGAGCACAGAAGCUUCAUCGAGACCCUAGAAGAGUUUGGAGCGAGUCCGUUCCACAAAAUCCACUUUGAAGAUGAACCACCUUCGCUUGAAAAUCACUUCAGGGUCAUCCAGGAUUUCUGACUAAUUAAGUAAAGUUGCAUGUGCUGAAAAAACAUGUAUAUUCAUAUUACGUGUCUGCUCAAAGCUUGUCAUCUAAAGCAGUGGUCCCCAACCACCGGGCCGCGGCCCGGUACCGGUCCGCAGACCGAUUGGUACCGGGCCGCACAAGAAAAUAUAUAUAUAUAUAUAUAUAUAUUUUUUAAUCUACAUAAAAACAGAAUAUAUACACUAUAUAUCAAUGUAUAUCAAUACAGUCCGUAAGCACACAUCAUUGUAUUUCUUUAUUUAAAUUUUUUUUUAACCCCCCCACCCCCCACCCCGUCCUCCCCGGUCCGCGGGACAAAUUUUUAAGCGUUGACCGGUCCGCAGCUACAAAAAGAUUGGGGACCACUGAUCUAGAGAAUCUACAAAGGAUCAUUGAAUCUUACUCUUUUCAUUCUUUUUUUUACUACACUCUUCUUUUUUGCAAAACUCGUACAAUAUAAAAAUUACAAUGUACGACAUGAAGUCCACCUAUUUGUACUUUUGCUUUCAUAAGCAUUUAUUAUAAAUAUAUA
Nerophis lumbriciformis (worm pipefish) is the source of this 1759-nucleotide messenger RNA. It is a transcript of the gene lg31h2orf69, whose product is annotated as linkage group 31 C2orf69 homolog. Gene Ontology annotation, cellular component: mitochondrion. Lineage: Eukaryota; Metazoa; Chordata; Actinopteri; Syngnathiformes; Syngnathidae. The record is from RefSeq and is a predicted model, not a curated record.